Daldinia vernicosa is the source of this 1235-nucleotide messenger RNA. RefSeq lists its product as uncharacterized. The transcript has a single exon. The coding region runs from base 445 to 1137 and encodes 230 amino acids. The record is from RefSeq and is a predicted model, not a curated record. Lineage: Eukaryota; Fungi; Ascomycota; Sordariomycetes; Xylariales; Hypoxylaceae.
GGUAUAAGUGGUAGUUAUAAGUGGUAUAAGUGCGUUUUGCAAUACCUACACAGUACAUCUCACUCCUUAUGAGAUACACAGUAUGCUGGUGUAAGUUGAUAAGGUCUACCUAACUGUCUGACUGACAGGUUCCGCCAACGUGGUGCUUCGAUGCCAAGCAACCAAGGAAUGCUCUGGACCAGGUUAGGCUACUCGUUUACACGGCUGUGCUACGUUACAACGUCUGCGCAAUCCUCCUUUGGAAAUUUGAAGGAUGUGCCUAUAUGGGGAAAUUAGUCGCCAACGUCCCUUGCACACGAGACCCUUUAUCUUGGAAAAUAAAUAAACAAAUACCGGCUUCUCCCACGAUGAGGUUCACCUUCAUGUUCCUCCAACUUCUUCAGCUACGACCUUGUCUUCCUCUCUACGUCUAAAUCGACACUUCUAAAAUUAAAACUUGUCGCAAUGAGUCGUUCGUUCAGCAUGAAGUUGUGCGUAGGGUCCCUGCUUACGGUAGUCAGUACCGUGUGCGCCAGCGUGCCAUCUCUAGAGGCACCGGCGUGUUCCGUUGGGAAGGGCACUGUUCAAUACGAUAAGUCUGUGCCUGAUAAGGCCAGCUUCCCCAAGACCCAGGUCGAUAUCUGCUACGACGAUACUUCAAUCCACGCAACUUUCACCGCAUUCGAGGAGAUAAACUAUUAUUUCAACGAAAGCCAGACAACUAAUGACGCCAUCUGGGCGUACGAAGUGAUGGAAUGGUUCAUCUAUCACGGGACCAACGACCCCCAGACUUACCUGGAGUUCGAAGUUAGCCCGAACAAUGUCACUUUCCAGGCCUGGAUCUACAACAGAUCCAAGGUGCGCGCGACCGGUGCUCCGAUGGAUACAUCUUUCUUAACCCAGCCGCUGGUCGACGGCCUGACAGCAGAAACGACGCUGGACAAGGAGGCGCAAACCUGGGUUUCAGCAGCCAAGAUCCCUCUCGGACUCUUCAACGUUGACGACGGACAGGCCAAGGGAACAUCGUGGAGGAUGAACUUCUUUCGCACUGUCGUAUCGCCAGACACGUUCCCAGACCAGUUACUUGGCGCGUGGAGUCCGACUAACGAGUCCAACUUCCACAUGACGCCGUUCUUCGGUCACGUCGAAUUUAUUUAAUAUAACUAUUACUUAGUUUAGGUACUUAGUUAUAACUAUUGCUUGGUGAUUACCACCAGGGACCACGCUCAAGUCAGAUAAUAAAAAUAUCAAGUUCA